CGCAACACAUUUCAUAAUCGUUUUCUUUUACCUCCGUCGCCAUUUUGGCUCAAGCCACUUCGACUCAAUACGGACCCCAGGUUAGCUUUGUCGAGCAGCUUCUGGCCUCGGGGGCGGCUCUUGACGGUAGCCAUGUCAAAGAAGACUGCUGUUGGCAUCGACUUGGGCACCACUUACUCUUGCGUCGGACCGUGGAAAAACGACGGCGUCGAGAUUAUCGCCAACGAUCAGGGCAAUCGCACCACGCCGUCCUACGUUGCUUUCACCGACACCGAGCGCCUGAUCGGUGACGCGGCCAAGAACCAGGUGGCCCGGAACCCAGAAAACACCGUCUUCGAUGCGAAGCGAUUGAUUGGUCGCAAGUUCGCAGACCCCAUCGUGCAGGCCGACAUAAGUUAUGGCCGUUCAAGGUGGAGGCAGGAACGGGCGACAAGCCGAUGAUCGUCGUGACGUCACAGGGCGAGGAAAAAAAGUUUCACCCCGAGGAGAUCAUCUCUUCGAUGAUUCUGCUCAAGAUGAAGGAGACUGCCGAGGCUUACCUGGGGGCCAAGUGUAACGAUGCUGUUGUGACUGUUCCAGCCUACUUCAAUGACUCCCAGCGCCAGGCCACCAAGGAUGCAGGGACGAUCUCUGGCAUGAACGUUCUUCGAAUUAUAAACGAACCCACCGCGGCGGCGAUCGCUUACGGCCUGGACAAGAAGGGCAGCGGCGAGAAGAAUAUCCUCAUCUACGACAUGGGCGGGGGCACCUUCGAUGUCUCUUUGUUGACAAUCGAGGACGGCAUCUUCGAGGUGAAGGCCACCGCCGGGGACACACAUCUGGGGGGCGAGGACUUUGACAACCGCAUCGUGGACUUCUGCAUGCAAGACUUCAAGCGCAAGAAUAGAAGCAAGGACCUCGCGGGCAACCAGCACGCCAUCCGCCGCCUGCGGACGCAUUGCGAGCGCGCCAAGAGGACCCUCUCGUCGUCCACGCAGGCCACGAUCGAGAUUGACUCGCUCUUCGACGGUAUCGACUUCUCCUGCUCGCUGUCGCGCGCCCGAUUCGAGGAGCUGAACAUGGAUUAUUUCCGCAAUUCUAUGGGCCCCGUCGCGAAGUGCUUGCGCGACAGCGACAUCGACAAGCGGAACGUGCACGAGGUCGUUUUGGUUGGUGGCUCUACGCGCAUUCCGAAGGUGCAGGCCAUGAUCCAGGAGUUCUUCAACGGCAAGGAGCCUAACAAGUCAAUCAACCCCGACGAGGCCGUGGCCUUUGGCGCCGCGGUGCAGGCGGCCAUCCUCACCGGCGAGAGGUCCUCGAGGUCCAGGAUCUGCUGGCCGAUCCCCAGCUGCCAGUCGGCCUCCCGAUUAGCCAGCUGGGUUUUGCGCGUGCGCGCGGGGCCGCAGGCCACAGACUCAUAGACUUCGCUGCAGCACGAGUGCUGCCAAGGCGAGCAAAACAAAUGAUAAAGCAACCGUUGUGUUUAACCCAGCCAUCCUGUGGUGUUGGGUCCUCGUUUUGAAACGAGGGUUCCCCGCGUCCUCCUUUUCCUCCUCCUCCUGUCCUUCUCUCCUCCUCCUCCCCCUCCUCCCUCCUCGCGUCACCCCCUCACUUUGGCACACCCCU
Molecule: messenger RNA, 1605 nt
Organism: Prorocentrum cordatum
Lineage: Eukaryota; Dinophyceae; Prorocentrales; Prorocentraceae
Source: the annotation of a GenBank genome assembly